AAUAUCGCCGUGUCGUUACCUCAUACAAACUUACUGCCGUCUAGGUCGAACUCUACCAUUGACCCCGAGAGAUUAGCCCUAGAUUAGUGUUCCUAGUUUCUGUGAUUUGUCUCGACGGCGACACACAACAGUGAUAUGUGGGACUGAGCCGGCCGAUCGAAUUACACUUCAAGGCCUUUAUUUAAAAUACCGAAGGCAUACUCAUUCUUAAACCAAGGUUUCAUCAUCGGAAACGGACCGUCUAGAUGCCUGUGCGACCCCGGACCAGUUACCGUGCCUCCUACCCUGGGCAUGAUGUUCGAAACAGUUCCUAUAGAACCCCUCGCCCUGUACCCAGAGUCAAACCUGAGGCUCACUCAAAUUACACCCGGGGCUGGGGUGUGGUCAAGGCAUGGGCUUUUGGAAAAGGAAUUGCAGGAUACUCUUCUCCCAGGCCGAAACCUCGCUGUCCCACGUCAGCUUCAAGAGGCAACUGCCACCUCGGACGUAAUGGUAAGGUGGCCCCUCUUCUUAACGGCACUGCAACACCAAGGUCCAUUUCAGCACCUCCUAGAAUAAAGUCGGAGGCACAGGGCAUUGCUUCAGUCAGCAGAGGCAAAAGGAUGAAGGUUAUUGUCCAUGAGUAUGGGGAGCACGGACCUACGCCUAGAGUUCCAAGGGUCAAGCCAGAAGCUGAGGAAACUGCAACAGUUCACAAAGGCGGAAGGAUGUAUAAUCUUGUUCACAAGUAUGCCAUGAUGCCUUCAUCGUCUCGAGCUGUUCCUCGCGUCAAACCCGAAGCAGAAGGAAUAGCUGAAGUGAGUAAGGGUAAGCGGAUGAAUAAUAUCAUCCAUAAGUAUGGCAAUAAUGAAAGGACACCAAGGAGACCUGUACGUGUAAAACCUGAAGCAGAACAAUCAGCAGAACUCGAUAAAGGAAAGCGAAUGGAAAGACUGAUUCACAGCUAUGGGCGUAUGCCCCUCUCGUCGCGUCCAGUUCCGCGGGUCAAGCCGGAGGCUGAGAUGAGUGCAGGUAUAGCCCAGGGUGGGAGGAUGUCCAGACUCAUGCAUGACCCCCGGAGCUGCCCUAUCACACCACGCCCAGUUCCAAGGGUGACUACUGCUGAGGCAGAUAACAUUCUAAGGAAGAGCUAUGGUCAGAUGGGAAGAAUUCUUCGAAAUCAUGGUCAGCGAUCAUACAUAUUUGUUCCUGGGCAACAGAGGAAGUCAUUCGAGCAGGCAAGGACUAUGUAGGUACGGACUAGUGACCGGAUAGUGUUGUGUGUUCGUAGUCCGCGCUCGAUGCCAAUACUGAUAUUGUCUCAUAAAUUUGGAACCCAUUUUAUUCAAAUGCCGAAACAGUAUUAUUUUCAGAUUUGUUGUUCGGGUUGAAUAAACUGAAGCGCCAUAUAUCUGUUCAUAGCAGAUGCCUCGUUAUUUCGAUGAGUCGGUGGUUUGGUUGGUUGACUCAGCAAUUUUCCAGCUA
Messenger RNA from Haliotis rubra (blacklip abalone), 1464 nucleotides. RefSeq lists its product as uncharacterized. The record is from RefSeq and is a predicted model, not a curated record. The transcript has 2 exons. NCBI's taxonomy places the organism in Eukaryota, Metazoa, Mollusca, Gastropoda, Lepetellida, Haliotidae. The coding region runs from base 246 to 1232 and encodes 328 amino acids.